This is a messenger RNA of Erinaceus europaeus (western European hedgehog), 1343 nucleotides long. RefSeq names its product DNA polymerase beta (gene POLB). Gene Ontology annotation, biological process: double-strand break repair via nonhomologous end joining. NCBI's taxonomy places the organism in Eukaryota, Metazoa, Chordata, Mammalia, Eulipotyphla, Erinaceidae. Gene Ontology annotation, cellular component: nucleus. The transcript has 14 exons. The coding region runs from base 185 to 1195 and encodes 336 amino acids. The record is from RefSeq and is a predicted model, not a curated record. Gene Ontology annotation, molecular function: DNA binding; DNA-directed DNA polymerase activity.
CGCCGCGCGCCCCUCCCCCUGUCAGAGGCAGCCAUUGUUUAAGCCGGUCGCGCUGGCUUUGCUGGGGCCAAGUGGGUCCGGUUCCUCCCUGCCCUCCUCCAAGUUCUGCCCCCCCCCCCAAAGCUGGGAGAGGGGGCCAGCCCCCCGGCUUUGGGCGCCCUGAGGUUGUCGGGUGCAGGCCGCCAUGAGCAAACGGAAAGCGCCGCAAGAGACUCUGAACGGGGGAAUCACCGACAUGCUCACAGAACUUGCAAACUUUGAGAAGAACGUCAACCAAGCUAUCCACAAGUACAACGCUUACAGAAAAGCAGCCUCUGUGAUAGCGAAGUACCCACACAAAAUAAAGAGUGGAGCAGAAGCUAAAAAACUGCCUGGAGUAGGAACAAAAAUUGCUGAGAAGAUUGAUGAAUUUUUAGCAACUGGAAAAUUACGUAAACUGGAAAAGAUUCGGCAGGAUGAUACAAGUUCAUCCAUCAAUUUCCUGACUCGAGUUACUGGAAUUGGUCCAUCUGCUGCAAGGAAGUUUGUAGAUGAAGGAAUUAAGACAUUAGAAGAUCUCAGAAAACAUGAAGAUAAAUUGAAUCAUCAUCAGCGAAUUGGACUGAAAUAUUUUGAGGACUUUGAGAAAAGAAUUCCUCGUCAAGAAAUGUUACAAAUGCAAGAUAUUGUACUAAAUGAAGUUAAAAAGGUGGAUUCUGACUACAUUGCUACGGUCUGCGGCAGUUUCAGAAGAGGUGCAGAGUCCAGUGGUGACAUGGAUGUUCUUUUGACCCACCCAAGUUUUACCUCUGAAUCAGCUAAACAGCCCAAGCUUUUACAUCGUAUUGUGGAACAGUUACAGAAGGUCCAUUUUAUUACAGAUACUCUAUCAAAGGGUGAAACAAAGUUCAUGGGUGUUUGCCAGCUUCCCAGUAAAAAUGAUGAAGACAAUGAAUAUCCACACAGGAGAAUUGAUAUCAGGUUGAUACCCAAGGAUCAGUAUUACUGUGGUGUCCUCUAUUUCACCGGGAGUGAUAUUUUCAAUAAGAAUAUGAGAGCUCACGCCUUAGAAAAGGGCUUCACAAUCAACGAAUACACAAUUCGCCCUUUGGGCGUCACUGGAGUUGCUGGAGAGCCCCUUCCAGUGGACAGUGAGAGAGACAUCUUUGACUACAUUCAGUGGAAAUAUCGAGAACCCAAGGAUCGAAGUGAAUGAGGCUUAUCCUUCCUCCCAGGCACAUAAAGAGGAGUCUUAAUUUAUUUCUUAACCUUUGCUAUGUAAGGGUCUUUGGUGUUUUUAAUGAUUGCCUCUUCAUCCUUUAGCUUGCAUUAUAAUGAAUAAAACCUCCUAUGUCAGCAUCAGA